AGGGGGGCGGUGGACUGCAGCUUUUAGAAACAGACACACUGAGAAGAGGGGUUUCAGUCUCAGCCUAAAGCUUCUAAGAGGCACAUCCCAUUCUUGAAGAGAGGGGGACCAAGAGACACUCGCCGUGUCCAUGUUUUUUCCUGUCAUCCCCGCUCGAAUCUGACUGUACCCCUCAGACUUUACCAGAAACGCUUCACCAUAUCGAGGAAUUUACACUGCAGUUUCAUCAGAGGACACUGGAGGAGACGCAACCACUAAUGCUUGCGUUCCCUUAAAUAUGUAGCUAAUAAAUAUUAACUGAACGACUGAUUACGCUAACGUUCCUGCGUAAAAUAUUUUUUUUGAGAGACCAGUGCAGGACAUGAUCUGCACCUGACCAGCCUCGUGUCUUCGCUGAAUGGACUGAUCAGCACGAGAUAAAGUUCGUCGCGCGCUGAAGAACUUCUGUUCACUGGCAUCGGAAGCACUAAGCUUUGAACGGAUAGCGAUCUUUAUUAAUUCCAAUUAAAGCUACAUUAUCAAGGCGAGACGGCGACCUCAGUCGAUUAUCUUUCCUUCCUUUGCUAUCCCAUGGAUAUUCACUGCAAAGCAGACCCCUUCUCGGCGAUGCACCGGCACGGCGGUGUGAACCAGCUAGGAGGGAUGUUUGUGAAUGGCAGACCCCUACCUGACGUGGUCAGGCAAAGAAUCGUGGAGCUCGCGCACCAAGGAGUCAGACCCUGUGACAUCUCAAGACAACUACGGGUCAGCCAUGGCUGUGUCAGCAAAAUUCUCGGAAGAUACUAUGAAACCGGCAGUAUUAAACCUGGAGUUAUUGGGGGGUCCAAACCGAAAGUGGCGACACCCAAAGUUGUGGAUAAAAUCGCAGAUUACAAGCGGCAGAAUCCCACAAUGUUCGCCUGGGAGAUCAGAGACCGACUCCUGGCCGAGGGCGUUUGUGACAACGACACAGUACCAAGUGUUUCAUCUAUAAACAGGAUAAUUCGAACCAAAGUUCAGCAGCCUUUCCAUCCAUCCUCUGAUGGCACAGGAACGCCUCUCACCACAGCGGGACACACUAUAGGUGAUCUUGAGAGCACUCCAUAUACGUUAACCUAUUCCUGUGCUCUUUCAGUGCCCAGCACAGCCUCCCCACCUGUGUCAAGCGCUUCCAAUGACCCCGUGGGGUCCUACUCUAUUAAUGGCAUCCUAGGAAUCCCUCGCUCCAACGGCGAAAAGAGAAAACGCGAUGAUGUUCUCUGGAGUGGCAACCACUUGGAUGGGAGGAAAAUAGGAUAUUAUGGUUCAGAUGGCUCUGGCCCAAACAGUGAUUCUCAGGGUAGUAUGGAGAGUUUACGGAAGCACCUGAGGGCCGAUGCCUUCACUCAACAGCAGCUGGAGGCUCUGGAUCGAGUGUUUGAGCGGCCGUCAUACCCCGACGUCUUCCCUACGUCAGAACACAUCAAGCCAGAGCAGGCUAAUGAAUACACGCUACCAGCACUGAACCCUGGACUGGACGAAAUCAAGCCCAAUCUGUCAACCAGCAUCAGCUCAGAUUUGGGCUCCAGCGUGUCACAGAGCUACCCGGUAGUGACAGGUCGAGACAUGGCGAGCACAACCCUACCAGGAUACCCACCUCACGUUCCCCCCACUGGGCAGGGCAGCUACCCCACCUCUACACUUGCUGGAAUGGUCCCUGGAAGCGACUUUUCAGGAAAUCCCUACUCUCACCCACAGUACACAACUUACAAUGAAGCUUGGCGGUUCAGCAACCCUGCGUUAUUAAUGCCGCAUCCCGGGGCUCCGCCCCUCCCACUGCUGCCACUGCCUAUGACCGCCACUAGUUACCAUGGCAACCCAAUCAAACUGCAGGACCAUGGCCGCGGCCUCCAUAUCGUACCAGUCUGAAUGCCGUUAAGGUCAGAGGGAUUGAAGAUGGCUACGCGAUCUUCAGUUUCACGGGGCCAAGAUCGGAUUAGGAGGGUCAAGCAACAGCGGGUUUCCCCCCCCAGACAUCGACUAUACCCCCCUCACGCAACAUCAACACUAAGGCUCUCAUUCUCUAAAUCACUGAACAAUAACUGAACUAUUUCCUGAAAAGACUUUGAAAGAUUCUACAAAAAUAUAUAUAUUAUACAAAAUAUAAAACAAGACGAACCGUGUGAAGAAGUACGAAGUAACAAUUGAUGUGUUGUUGUUUUUUUGUUUUUGUUCUCUCUUUAAAUCAAUCAAUACAUUCCUUUACAUACUGUAUUUAGUAUAACUAACAGAUCAAACACACACACAAGGUUGCCUGAGGCCUUUAACAUAAUUUGCCCUCAUCCUACACCAUUUCACUAGUGUCUUACCUCUCACGGACAGAACAGCGACGUGUCAGCUGAGCAGAAAACUGCAGUAUUGCUCCAGUUUCUGUCAAAAAGACAAGUGUAACAGUCUUAGAAGCCAUCUCUGACUCGUGGUAUAAAAUUACCAACAUGAUUUAACAUUUUCUGUGAUACACAAUCAAAAUGGGGGAAAAUAAAAUAGAAAAAAAGAAGAAAAAACAGGUCAGACACUGAAGAAGUUGUUAACUGUUGCUGUAUAUGACCUGAAAAGAAAACCGUAUAUUAAAUUAUUGUUUUGGUUUAGCUGAUGGUUUGUGUGCGUGUGUGCAUUUGUGUGUCAUACCUUUUCGGGAUAUUCCAUUUUAUCAUGUGUAAACUCCAAUAUCAUGAUCGGUGCCGCUCUUUUCUCGUUUGCACUAUUUUGCAUUACUGGAUUUAUAAGUACAAUGAAUUGCAAUUAUCUUCUAAAGUUUGUCAGAUUACAUGUUCUAUUUAAGUAAAAAGGUCAACUCGAAUUGACAAAGUAACCACAACAUUGGACAAGAAUACACUUGCUAUAUGCUAGAAACUAGUAUAUGCUUUUUUUGUCCUUUAGUGUGGAUUCGUUAAAAAACUUCCUCAAAAGAACCAUUUUUGUAUCGUGUAACUGAGACAGAACGAUUCUGACUGGCUCAGUACCAAAGUAAUCAUUAGCAGUCAAUUGUACAACAAAUGCCUUACAGCUUUUUUUAUUUAAAUUUUUUUUUUAUGGUUUGGCUAUGGUCCUGAGAGGUAGACAUGCAUGUAACCCUUUUGUGUGGAUGAACAAACGUUUCUCCAAAUGUCAUGUGGGACACUGAGGAUAGAAAUGGAAACGGUCCAUACAUACACUCCUGGAAAUGUAAAGUGAAUGUACUUUAUACCACGUUUGCCAAAGACUUAGUUUGAUAUUUAAUAUUUUAUUUGCUGUAUCUGUCAAUAAAACAGUAUUAUGUUUUAAUAGUAGUCAAUACUGAUUGUAUGUGGUAAUGUUGAACAAAAAGGAAAAGAUCCAUCUUAGCCCCACAGCAAUGUACACAAAAAGGUGAAUUCUGUUACUCAGAGGUAUGUCAUUUGCAACAAACUGCUGCUUUGUAGAAUGAUUUGUGUAUAAUGUGAAAACAAUUAUUCUAUGUAUAUAAGAUCACCUACAUUUCACCAUUGCAGUAUCGAACUAAUUUACUGAUUCCAUUUGUAGAUAUUGAAAGAAAAAAAAAAGAUUGACUACAUUUGUGUCUUCAAUGUGUUGUGCUUUGCAGAGACGCACAACAAAAUGUUUGAAACCCGUCCUGCGUCGGUGGCUGGGUUUCAGAUGCUAUCACCACAUGUGCGGCUGUUUGUAUGUUUUGUUUUGGUUCACUUUUACUUAACUUGUUCAUACUGUUUAAGUCUCUAUGCAAAUCAAGUAAAAUGGUAUUCUGUA
Molecule: messenger RNA, 3744 nt
Organism: Sinocyclocheilus rhinocerous
Lineage: Eukaryota; Metazoa; Chordata; Actinopteri; Cypriniformes; Cyprinidae
Product: paired box protein Pax-2a-like
Exons: 11
Coding region: 571-1887 (438 amino acids)
Biological process (GO): regulation of transcription by RNA polymerase II; anatomical structure development
Molecular function (GO): DNA-binding transcription factor activity, RNA polymerase II-specific; RNA polymerase II cis-regulatory region sequence-specific DNA binding
Source: RefSeq, a predicted model, not a curated record